CCUCGCACCGGCGGCCGGCGUCUCACGCUCAGCCCCGCCGAAGCCAUGGCCAAGUCCAGGGGUCGUCCGCACCUGUGGAUGUGCUUGGCUGCAGCGCUGGCCUCUUUCCUGGGCGGAUUUCUGGUGGGCUGGCUUAGUAAGCCUCUCAAAGAAACAGCCACUUCAGUGGGCCCUCACCAAAAUGUAAGGGGCGAACUGCUGUCUGAGAUGAAAGCUGAAAAUAUUAAAUCAUUUCUUCGUUCUUUUACAGCACUACCUCAUCUGGCAGGGACAGAACAAAAUUUACUACUUGCCAAGAAAAUCCAAACCCAGUGGAAGGAGUUUGGACUGGAUUCAGCCGAUUUGGUUCAUUAUGAUGUUCUCCUGUCUUAUCCUAACAUGACGAAUGCCAACUAUAUAUCAGUCAUGGAUGAGCAUGGAAUUGAGAUUUUCAAAACAUCAUACCUUGAGCCACCACCAGAGGGAUAUGAGAAUGUUACCAAUAUUGUACCGCCAUAUAACGCUUUCUCACCCCAAGGUGUGCCAGAGGGAGAGCUUGUAUAUGUGAACUAUGCUCGUACUGAAGAUUUUUUCAAGCUAGAAAGGGAGAUGAACAUCAGCUGUACUGGAAAGAUUGUUAUUGCAAGAUAUGGGAAAAUCUUCAGAGGAAAUAAAGUUAAAAAUGCCAUGCUAGCAGGAGCCAUCGGAAUCAUCUUGUACUCAGAUCCAGCUGACUACUCUGCCCCUGGGGUGCAGCCGUAUCCCAAAGGAUGGAACCUUCCUGGAACAACAGCCCAGAGGGGGAAUGUGCUAAAUUUGAAUGGUGCUGGUGACCCGCUCACUCCAGGCUAUCCAGCUAAAGAGUAUACGUUUAGACUUGAUGUUGAAGACGGAGUGGGAAUCCCCCAGAUCCCUGUGCAUCCCAUUGGAUAUAAUGAUGCAGAAGUAUUACUACGCUACCUGGGAGGCGCUGCUCCACCAGAUGCGAGCUGGAAGGGAAGCCUUGAUGUGGAUUACAAUAUCGGACCUGGCUUUACAGGGCAUGGUUCUUUCAGGAAGGUUAAAAUGCAUGUUCAUAACAUCAAUAAAAUCACAAGAAUUUACGAUGUAAUUGGAACUAUCCGAGGAUCUGUGGAACCUGACAGGUACGUUAUUCUGGGAGGUCAUCGGGACGCCUGGGUAUUUGGAGGUAUUGACCCAACUAGUGGGGCUGCAGGUUUGCAAGAAGUUGUCCAGAGUUUUGGAAAGCUGAUGAGUAGAGGCUGGAGACCUAGGAGAACUAUCAUUUUUGCCAGCUGGGAUGCAGAAGAAUUUGGACUUCUGGGUUCUACAGAAUGGGCUGAGGAGAAUGUGAAAACACUUCAGGAGAGAGGGGUUGCCUAUAUCAACGCAGAUUCAUCCAUAGAAGGCAAUUAUACUCUCAGAGUUGACUGUACACCCCUUCUUUUCCAGCUGGUGUAUAAGCUGACAAAAGAGAUCUCCAGCCCCGAUGAUGGUUUUGAGAGUAAAUCACUUUAUGAAAGCUGGUUGGAAAAGGACCCUUCACCGGAAAAUAAAACUUUGCCCAGAAUCAGCAAGCUGGGAUCCGGAAGUGAUUUUGAAGCUUAUUUUCAGAGGCUUGGAAUUGCUUCAGGCAGAGCCCGUUACACUAAGAACAGGAAAACAGACACUUACAGCAGCUAUCCAAUGUACCAUACAAUUUACGAGACGUUUGAAUUGGUAGAGAAGUUUUAUGACCCCACGUUUAGCAAACAGCUUGCUGUGGCACAGUUACGAGGAGCACUGGUGUAUGAGCUUGCAGACUCUCAGAUCAUUCCUUUCAAUGUUCAAGACUAUGCAAAAGCUUUGCAAAACUAUGCAACAAGUAUCUACAAUUUAGCUAAGAAACAUGACCAAGAAUUGAGAGACCAUGGAGUAUCAUUUGAUGCCUUAUUUUCUGCUGUGAGAAACUUCUCAGAGGCUGCAUCAGAUUUUCACAGAAGACUUGCAGGAGUUGAUCUUAAUAACCCCACUGCUGUGAGAAUCGUGAAUGACCAGCUGAUGCUCCUGGAAAGAGCAUUCAUCGAUCCCCUUGGCUUACCAGGGAGGCCGUUCUACAGGCACAUCAUCUUUGCUCCAAGCAGCCACAACAAAUAUGCUGGAGAGUCAUUUCCUGGCAUCUUUGAUGCUAUGUUUGAUAUUGAAAAUAAAGCAGACCCUCGUUCAGCCUGGGCAGAAGUAAAGAAACAGAUUUCUAUCGCAACCUUUACAAUUCAAGCAGCAGCUGGGACUCUGAAAGAAUUGUUAUAGUGAAGUGUCAGCCAAGUGGUCAUCCAUUAAAAGUGUCGCUGAAAGUCUGAGGGUAAAAUCCUUCUUUCUUUUUGAUAACUCAUGAAGCCAGAGUAUGCAGAAAUCUUGCUUUUUAUGUCAUGUUUUGAUUUUAGACUUCCACCUUGUUCAUCUGCAGACAGAUUUUUGGCUUUUAAAAAUCUGUAACUUCAUCAUCAAAGUGCUAAUCUAAUAAAACAAAGCAAAAAGACUUCAACCAUAUGGUAGAAAGAGAUAAAGUAACUGAAAAUUCCCUAAAAUAAAUGCGGCAAGGAACUCGAGCUCUCAGACCUGGCUGGUAGGAAUGUAACACAGUUCAGUCACUUUGGAAAACAGUCGGUCAGGUUCUUAUAAAGUUUAAUAUAACUCCAACAUUCUACUUCUAGGUAAUUUCUAAAGAGAAGAAAAAACGUGGUCACUGAAAGACUCUUACAUGUGUGUUCAUAGCAGCUUCAAGUGGAAAUAACACAGAUGCCCAUCAACAGAUGAAUGGAUAGAUUGUGGUCUGGCCACAGUGGAAUACCACUGAGCCAUAAAAAUGAAGUAAUUGCCAAUACGUGUAAUCUCACUGGCAGACAUUGUUGAGGGAAAGAAUCCAGACACAAAAGAAAGCCUAGUAUGUGAUUCUGUUUAUAUGAAGAAGCAAAGCUAAUCUGUGACCGAAGUUAGAACAGUGAUUGCCUGGGUCCAGUAAGGGGCAGGGAGGAGGCCUGCGGCUAAAGAGGCAUAAGUAAGCUUUCUGGGAAGAUGGGAGUCUUCUGCAUCUUGAUCUGGGUGAUAAAUACACAGGUAUAUACAUUUGUCAUCCUAAUCAAACUGUAAACUUAAAAUAUGUAAAAAUUAUACCAUAAUAAAUUUGAUUACCAAAAAAAGGGGGGGGGGGCGUCUGGCAAGGAAACUGGAAUAGCACACCUCUUGUGAAACCACUGUGGAAUACAAAUGGUAAGGAAAAACUGAACACUGUACUUUCGGUAACGUCAACUGUAUUGAAUAGUCUAAGUGAUGGGUGAAGAAAAUACAGUUGACCCCUGAAGAACAUGGGUGUUAGGGGCGCUCUGUGCAGUCGAAAGCCUGUGUGUAACUUUAUAGCUGGCCCUCCAUACGCUUGGUUCUGCAUCCAUGGAUUCAGCCAACCAUGGAUCAUGUACUACUGUAGUACAUGGUGAAAAAAAAAUCGGCGUGUAACGGGACCCAUGCAGUUCAAACCUGUGUGGUUCACGAGUCCACUGUUGCCACAAACCUUCGUACUGAUUCCUAUUGAGUAGAAAAGUGUAUCAGCAGGUGCAAACUUUCAUGCAGAGCCUAAGACUCAGAAUUAAUGGGCAAAAUAAGAUGAAAGCUUCAAAAAGCACGGUUGUUCAGUUACUUAGCUAAAGAGUUGAGAAUCAAAAAUUAAUAAGAAGUGACAGCUCAAAAUUUGCAAGGAGAAACUACCCCUUGUUACCUGUGUUCGCUGACCAACAAUACAAUUUAAUACAAGAGUGGGAGUGUCUACCUUGGGGACAAACAUUUCCUAUAUGUUCAAUAUUAAUAGGUGGUGAUUCCCCAUGAUAUAUAAGUGGCCUUGACAGCAAUGACCCUGAAUCAGCAGGGUAAGUUUUAAUAUACUCUAUUUGUUUAACUUAAAGAGGCAAGAGUAUUCUGCUUUAAAGAGCAAUAAAAUGUUAUUUAUGAAGUAUAAAUUCAUAAAGCAUAUGAAAUGAGAGUUUUGUAAAAUAAUUUAUUUUAGCAAAUGUAAAGACUUAACUUUAUUACCAUAUUACCUUAGCAUACACUUUAUUUUAGGGUAGAGCCCUAUGUUGCAGAGAGAACACUGAGUUACGGUGCUAAGUCACACUUCUCUACUGUCCCAGCUGAGGAAAUCCCUACAUGUUCGGGGGCAUCCGUUUCCUCAUGAGUAAUGAUUGUUAAGUUUCCCUCCAACUCUAUUAUUUCAUUUCUAAAGGAGAUGCAACAAAAGUUUAUGAAUCUCUUUUACGUUCUUCCCAGUGGCAGCCUUCCAGAAGAGACGUAUGUAGCUAAAACGGCAUGUGUGGGUUGGAAACACGAGUCUGGAGAAAAAUAGUAACCUUUGCAACUUACUGUUUAAUUGGUAAUUUUAAAAAAAUAAUCUUUGAUCAAGAGUUGAUCAUGAGAAUAGAACAAGUGAUUAUGUGUCAUGCAGUGUAAUAAACUCAGAGAAUAUGUACUACCACACAGAACAUGUGUUUGAGCUAUUUUUUAAAAAGUCUUCCCCCUAGGGCUAUUUUAUCUAGGAGAUGCUUUAUGUAAGCCACUUGGUAACCCAAAGCAAAAAUCUGGAGUGGUCACAAAAUGUGAAAAAAAGAGGCUGAGCAAAUCAUCAUGGAAAACCACCCCUUUACAAAGGGAGAAACAGGGAAAAGGAAACAGGGGAUAUAAAACAACCAGAAGGCAAACAAUAAGAUGGCAGCAGUAAUCACUAGAGAGAAAUGAACUGAAUUCACCAAUCAGAAGUCACAGAUUGGCUGGCUGGAUUAGAAAACAAUGACCUAACUAUAUAAUUUCAGCUCUAGAGAUACACACGGGCUCAUGGUGAAGAUUCAAAAUAAGGCUAUUAUAUGCAACCGAAAUCCAAACCAAAGUGGGUAGAGCCAUACUUAGACAAAAUAGACUUCAAGCCAAAAAAAUGAUACCGAGAGACAGAAAGGUCAUUAUAUGAUGACAAAAGGGUCAAGACAUCAAGAAGAUAAAACAAUCAAAUAUAUGCACACCCAACAUCUGCAACUUAAAUGUAUUAAGCAAAUACUGAGAGAUGUAAAGGCAGAAACAGACAAUGCAAUCUUAGUAGAGGACUUCAACACCCCACUGACAACAAUGAUCACUAAUCAUCCAGACAGAAAACCAGUAAGAAAUGUUGGAGUUAAACCACACUCUAGAGCAAACGAUCUUAACAGACAUGGAACAUUCCAUCCAAGAGCAGCAGAAUAUACGUUCUUCUCAAGUGUAUAGGGACAUUUUCUACGAUAGGUCAUAUGAUAUAAAAACAUCUCAAGAAUGUUGAAAUCAUACCAUCUUUUUAGACAGUAAUGGUAUAAAGGUGUAAAACUAUAAAUCAACGACAGGAAGAAAGCUGGAAAUCUUACAAAUAUAUGGGCACUAGACAAGACACUUCUAAACAAUAGAGAAAAAAAUGGAAAUGAAAAAUUUUCUUGAUACAAAUGAAAAUGUAAAUACAACCUAUCAAAUCUUAUGGGAUGCAGCAAAAAGCAGUUCUGAAAGUUUAUAGCAAUAAGUUCAUAUAUUAAGAAAUUUAGAAAAAUCUCAUAAACAACCUACCUUUACACCUCAAGGAAACAGAGAAAGAAGAAAUUAAGCCUGAAGUUAGGAGGAGGAAGGAAGCAGUAAAGAUCAGAAUGGAAAUACAUAAAAUAGAGACCAGGGGGAAAAAAGAAAGACUUAAGACCUGAUACUUUAAAACUCUUAGAAAACAUAGGAAAGGACCUGAGCAUUGGUCUUGAUGAUGAUUUUUUGGAUAUAACAACAAAAAUAAAAAACAAAUGGGAUUACAUCAAAUUAAAAACCUUCUGCACAGCAAAAGAUAUAGUUAACAAAGUGAAAAGGCAACCUGCAGAAUGCGAGAAACUUUUUGCAGAUUGUGUAUAUACAAGGUUUAAUAUCCAAAAUAUAGAGAGAAUUCAUACAACUCAGUAACAAAAACCCAAACAAUUUGACUUAAAAAUGGGCAGAAGACCUAAGUAGACAUUUUUCCAAAGAAGAUACAGAUGGUCGUCAGGUACAUGAAAAGAUGUUCAGUAUCACUAAUCAUCAGGGAAAGGCAAAUCAAAACCACAGUGAGGUAUCUCUCAUACCUGUUAAAAUGGCUAUCAUCAAACAGACAAGACAACUAGUACUAGUGAAGAUGUGGAGAAAAGGGAACCCUUGGUACAUUGUUGGUGGGAAUGUAAACUGGUGCAGCCACUAUGGAAAACAGUAUGGAGGUUCCUCAGAAAAUUAAGAAUAGAAAUACCAUCUGAUCCAGCAAUUCCACUUCUGAGUUAUUUACCUGAAGAAAACAAAAACUAAGUCAAAAAGAUACGUGUACCGAAAUAUUCAUUGCAGCAUGAUUUAUAAUAGCCAAGAUGUGGAAAAAGCCUUAGUGUCCACUGAUGGAUGAAUAAAGAAAAUAUGAUGCAUAUAUAAUUAUUCAGCCAUAAAAAAUGGAAGAUAUCCUGCCAUUUGUGACAACAGAUAGCCUUGGCACAUUAUGCUAAGUGACAUAAGUCAGACAGAAAAAGACAAGUACUGUAUAAUAUCACUUAUAUUUGGAAUUUAAAAAAGCCAAACUUGUAGAAACAGAGAAUAAAAUAGCGGUUAUCAGGGGGUGGGGGUGAGGGAAAAGACUAUUGUUGUUUAAGGGUACAAAUUUACAAGUAGUUAAAGCAGCUCUAGAGAUAUAAUGCACAGUACAGGGAAUACAGACAACAGUAUCAUAUUACAGUCAUCAAACUUGUUAAGAGAACUUGGUCCAACUACCAAAAAACGGGUAACUGUGUUAGGAGAUAGAGAUGCUAAUUAUUACUGCAAUGGCAAUCAUAUUACAAUAUAUAAAUUAUCAAAUUAACAUGUUACAUGUCAAGUAUAUUAAAAAAAAAAAAAAGAACACCAGUCUACAAGAGGGAUGAAGACUGAUUUGUAUCUUGAGUCCUUUACACCCAGCACAGGACCUCCUUAAGUCUCAUUAAGUAUCAUACUUACACAAAUGCGGAGGGAACAUACAAUAAACUCCCAUUUAUCCAGCACCCACUCAAAAAAUCAUCCCUCAGAAAAAGAAAGAAACAAAACAAAACUUUCUUCCUCUAAGCAUAUCCCAUUCUUUGGUCCGUAUCAUGAAUGAAAGAUUAUUUUUCAUAAGGCUACUUGUAAAAUAGCAAAAACAUGUUUUGCUUGUCACAAGGUAUAUUGCCUGUUUUAUUACUGACUUUUCAAAUCAAAUUUAAAUAAGCCAUACAUUUCUAAUAUAAUGCAAUAAGUUAGUCAUUAAAAAAAAUCUAAACAGGUUGCUUACUUUGUCUAAUAUAAAAGGAAACCAAUAAAAAGUAUGUGAAAUAUAUGUAUGUACUUUAAUUUAGAAAUUCUAAAGAUUUACUCUAAAGAAAAUUUGAAAGAAUGCCAAUGUAUGUGACAAGGGUGCUUACUGAAACAUUUUUAUCACAGAAAACAACUAAAUUAAAUAUUCCACAGUGGGGAACUGCUUAACUUAGAAUAAUAAAUAAUCAUAAAACUGAUAUAAAUAUUUUUUAUUUUCAUAGUAAGUGGUCUGAAUUAUUGUUGAGUUAGAAAAAAAUGUUGAUAAAACAAUGUACAAAUAACACCACAAAAUGUCAGCAGUGCUUAUGUUGGGGCGGUGGGCUUACACUCUGUAUUUUUCUGUAUUGAUUUAAUUUCUUAUAUUGGAAUAUAUCCCUUUUGUAAUAAAAACUACAGUAAGGUGGUUUUCA
Messenger RNA from Camelus dromedarius (Arabian camel), 7745 nucleotides. RefSeq names its product N-acetylated alpha-linked acidic dipeptidase 2 (gene NAALAD2). The record is from RefSeq and is a predicted model, not a curated record. Gene Ontology annotation, molecular function: carboxypeptidase activity. The coding region runs from base 46 to 2268 and encodes 740 amino acids. NCBI's taxonomy places the organism in Eukaryota, Metazoa, Chordata, Mammalia, Artiodactyla, Camelidae. The transcript is spliced from 19 exons.